UUUUAUUUAUAAUAAUCGGGGGAGAAUUAAACACAACACACACGCUCCAUCUCUCUCUCUCUCUCUCUCUCUCUCUCUCUCUCUAGCACAUGCUUUAACCUCCACCAUGACUCUCCAUUCCAGAUCUUAGAGAGGUAUAGGUAGGUCACUACCACUCACACGCACACACACACACGCACACUAUCUCUCUCUCCCCCCUCCUCCGCGAUCGGGGCUCCAUUGCCAAUCUCCAUUGGAGCUCGGAAUCAAAUCUCCGAAGAGAUCUGAUAAUGGAGGUGGGUAGUGUUACUAUGAGCUCUUCCUCCUACCCCCCCAUUCUCAGAUUCGUCUCAAAGCUCGCACCUUUCGCCGCUUCUCUCGUGCUCCUCCUUAUCCUCAACGCUCCUACUUCGACAGAAGCAUUCGACUCUCUCGACCCAAAUGGAAACAUUACCAUUAAAUGGGAUGUUAUGCAGUGGACUCCUGAUGGCUAUGUUGCUGUUGUCACGAUGUUCAAUUUUCAACAAUACCGCCAUAUCCAAGCUCCCGGCUGGACGCUAGGAUGGACAUGGGCCAAAAAGGAAGUCAUUUGGUCAAUGGUCGGGGCCCAAACUACUGAGCAGGGAGAUUGCUCCAAAUUCAAAGGGAACAUCCCUCACUGCUGUAAAAGAGAUCCGACAGUUGUCGAUCUGCUUCCUGGCACUCCGUACAAUAUGCAGAUUGCGAAUUGCUGCAAGGCCGGAGUUAUUAGUUCAUUCAAUCAGGAUCCAGCCAGUGCCGCUAGCUCAUUUCAGGUUAGCGUGGGUCUUGCUGGGACAACAAAUAAGACAGUCAAAUUGCCCAAGAACUUCACACUUAAAGCUCCUGGGCCUGGUUAUACUUGUGGGCUCGCGAAGAUUGUGAAGCCCACUAAGUUUGUUACUCAGGAUGGGAGAAGAACUACCCAGGCUCUAAUGACAUGGAAUGUUACCUGCACAUACUCCCAAUUUCUUGCUCAGAAGACUCCAACAUGCUGUGUAUCUCUCUCAUCUUUCUAUAAUGACACCAUCGUCAAUUGCCCAACAUGCUCUUGUGGCUGCCAAAACAACAAUACUCAACCAGGAAGCUGCGUGGAGGGUGAUUCACCUUAUCUAGCUUCUGCCAUUAAUGGCCCUGGCAAAUAUAGUUACCAGCCUUUGGUUCAGUGCACUUCGCAUAUGUGCCCCAUCAGAGUGCACUGGCACGUGAAGCUUAACUAUAAAGACUACUGGCGAGUGAAGAUCACUAUCACGAACUUCAAUUACCGCAUGAAUUACACCCAGUGGAACUUGGUUGUUCAGCAUCCUAACUUUGAUAAUCUCACCCAACUGUUUAGCUUUAAUUACAAGUCAAUCACUCCUUACGGAGCUGCUAUAAAUGAUACUGCAAUGCUUUGGGGGAUAAAGUUCUAUAAUGAUUUGCUUAUGGAAGCUGGUCCUUAUGGAAACGUGCAGUCCGAACUUCUUUUCAGGAAAGACGCAAAUACCUUCACUUUUGACAAGGGAUGGGCUUAUCCACGCCGCAUUUAUUUCAACGGCGAUAACUGUGUUAUGCCACCUCCAGAUGCAUAUCCAUGGUUGCCUAAUGCUUCACCUCUAUCAAAGAGACCCUUCUCACUUCGUGUUAGGGUCUUUUGGAUGGUCCUCAUGGGCUUGCUGCUUUUUGUAUAAUGAAGGAAAUUAAGCUAUUGGGUAUGUUCCAUGGGAAGUACAACAAGCUUUUUUUGGUGGAUUUUAGAGUCUCAAGCUGGAAAAUUUGCUAAAGGAAUCGGGAUGAAGCUGCUUCAGGUUAUUGCUUGCACUUUGGCCAUGUUGUAUUUAUUGUUCUGUAUACUGAGAAAAUCUCAAUUCAAUGGACUUUGUUACUGCAUUCUGCUAUUGUAUUGUAGUAGAACUUCAUAAUGUACUCAGAGUGUAGUCUAUUUGUAUGACAUUAUUUGUUGUAGGAAAAUGGGGCUGUUUCCAAUAAUGUUUGAUAAGAUUAUUGAACAAGAACUCAAUGUUCAUUGAUGUUGAGGAUUAAGUAUUUUAUUUUAUAAAAUAUAUAAUUUUGAGUAGCUUAA
Messenger RNA from Ananas comosus (pineapple), 2059 nucleotides. RefSeq names its product COBRA-like protein 3. The coding region runs from base 270 to 1667 and encodes 465 amino acids. The transcript is spliced from 6 exons. NCBI's taxonomy places the organism in Eukaryota, Viridiplantae, Streptophyta, Magnoliopsida, Poales, Bromeliaceae. Gene Ontology annotation, cellular component: plasma membrane. The record is from RefSeq and is a predicted model, not a curated record. Gene Ontology annotation, biological process: cellulose microfibril organization; plant-type cell wall cellulose biosynthetic process.